Messenger RNA from Paramecium tetraurelia, 852 nucleotides. RefSeq lists its product as uncharacterized. The transcript has 2 exons. The record is from RefSeq and is a predicted model, not a curated record. NCBI's taxonomy places the organism in Eukaryota, Ciliophora, Oligohymenophorea, Peniculida, Parameciidae.
AUGAACUAUGCAAACUCUCUCAAAACUUAAAUUACUUUUAUUCCCAUCAAACUAUAGUUGGAUCUUGGAGUAGAAGCUGAAGUUUUCUUAAAUUUUAUUUGUGGAUCACAUUCUCUGACUACUUAAAAUGGAUGUUUAUUUUAAUAAAGAGAAUGUAAUUUUGAUUAUCAGUAGCUUAAAAUCGUCACAACCAUGAAUUUAAAGAAGGGUAAAUUUCAAGAAAAGAAAGCAAAAGUCCGUGUCAUUUUACAGUAUAAAAACAGCUACAAGAAGGCUGGCAAAAUAAACUUUGAUAUUAGUGAAUAUAUGAAUUAACAGAUGCAAUAGAUCUAAGAUGAAAAAUUACUCAUUGAUUGUCCUGAUUCUUCUGCAACCCUCAAGUUUUAGCUUAAAUUUAAAUAGGCAGUUUUGAAUAAAAGCAAACUGAUCCCAGAUAUCCAAUAAAAAUUAUUGGAACCUGAAUCACUAAUUAAAUCUAACAUCAUUAAAAUACCAAAUAUUAAAGAAGUUUCAACGUUGGACAAAUGCAAUAAUUGUUUGAAAUUACAAGAAUAGAUAAAAGAAUUAAAAACCUCAAUUUAAUCGAAUUCUUAAAGGAGCACACUUUCAUAGAGAGACAGCAUUUAGAUAAGCAAAUUGCAGAUGCUAGAAAAUGAGAUUAAGUGCUAAUAUCAAAUAGAGAGGGAACUCAAGACCUUCAUCGAAAGUUUAGGUAAUAUUUGCGUUGAUUUAUUAGAGUAGGAGCUAUUAAAAUAAAAACGUAUAGUCGCAUAGAUUAUGCAAGAAUGUCUAUAAAUGGGGGAUUCCAAAUUGAUUGAAUUGGUGGAGAACGUAAUUUAAUAAUAAUUAUGA